Messenger RNA from Heterotrigona itama, 475 nucleotides. Lineage: Eukaryota; Metazoa; Arthropoda; Insecta; Hymenoptera; Apidae. The record is from the annotation of a GenBank genome assembly.
AUUCAGCGAUUGAUCAAUCCAUGUUCUUCGCAUUCUACACGUUCCUCGUCUGUCAACUGUUUCACCUGCUUUUUCUGAUGGCAAUGGGGCAGUAUGUGAUCAAUGUCAGCGAGGAAGUUUUUCAAUCAAUAUACGAAGCCAAGUGGUACAAUGGUUUGGUUAAAUCUCAAAUGUUAUACGUGCUGGUACUGCGAAAAAGUUUAAAACCGUCCGUACUAACAGGUGGCGGAUUGAUUCCUUUGAAUUUAUACACGUUCGUACAGGUCCUGAAAGCAUCUUUCUCAUAUUACACGGUGUUUAACUCUUAGUAUUUUAAACAGAAAGUAAUUUGCGAAUUUCGAGCUUUGUUGUACUUUAAACAACUCAUAUUAGUGCUUACUAUGACUAGUAUACUUCUUUCAUUUCAUUCGCAUCUGCUAGUUGUGGCUACAUCUGAUGUUACACGGAAAAUAUAACAUUUCUUUGUAAUGCCUCU